AUGCUGAGUGUUUCUAUGCCUGCUCAUGUAGCCCCAUCAAACAAUGCAUGGAAACACACAUCGUUGCCAGUAUGUCUAGACACGGGAGCAACACCAAGCGGUGCAUUCAUUCGUUCAGCCCGACCUUCCAUCUCUGAGGGGACUGUGGAUGGUCUUAACAGUUCAAGGCACGGGUUUCCUUCCAGCGUGCAGAAGGAGCAUUCUGCUUCAGGUCUAAUACAACCAAACUCCAACUUUCCGAGUCAAUCUCUAAAGGGUCUUGACUCCAGGAAUUCGGAAGUGUUUUCUGCACAAAAUGCACUGCAGUCCGAUAAAACUGAUGGUGAUUUAUCCAGCACUCCAAAUGCAGUUCAAGUACAGCACGAAGAUAUUCAGGGCCAACAGGCUCAAUCUGUGGAGGCUGGUGACCUUGUGCACGAUAUAUUAGCAAUAAACACGUUGGCUAUGCAACAAGGUAAAGGUGGUAUGUUAGAUGAAGCCAUGGAAUUACUUGGCGGAGCUUAUAGUAAGCUCAACACGAACGAACAUCUGCUGAACGAUGCUCGGUUGCUGGACCAGCUUCGCGCGAUGACGCUGAACAAUAUGGGAGUCAUGGAAUGCCAUCGAAGCCAGCCACGCCACGCUCUCAGCCAUUUUGAAGCGGCAAGGCAACUCGAGGAAAAUCAUGACAUCGCCUCGCCAUCCGUCGCGCUCAACUCAUGUGCGGCCUAUAACGCUCUUGGAAGCUACGAAAAGUCUACCGCGGCGGCGCUCGAGGCGAUUGAUAUGCUACGAACGUUGGAGGCGCAGCGUCAGCUGGCUAGAAAAAUUGCUCGCAAGAAGGAACGGCAGCUACAGAUAUUGCAGCAGGAGGGUAGAGGCACCCCGAUUGACGUUCUGCACUCGGGCACUCCCAUUCCUGUCCAUAGUCUCCUAAAGAAAUCUGGAAAAGGUGAAAAAGAUGACAUCGGUGAGAUGCUAUUGGAGGAUGUUGGGCAGCUCACUAUCGCUGACUCCGAUAAUAAGACAUUAUGGGGUGCUGCAUGGCAUAAUCUUGCGGUGGCACAGCUCAAUACCACACGCAAUGCCGUACGAAGGCAAGACAUUAAAAGUGAACGUUCCAACACCUUAAUGAUCUUUCGAAACGCCAUGAAAGCUACACAAGACUUUCUGGGGAUAGACCAUCCUAUGACAAAGGCCGUCAUAAAAACCUAUCGUGCCGUGCGCGUCGCACUUCGCAAUGGUGGCGUGUUUAAGCAGCAUCAUACGUUGCUCACAGCACCACCGCAGCCAAUAGAUCCUCGUGAACAAGAGCUAGAAGAGCUGUUGGUGGAGCCAAAGCCCGGACACACACGACACGGCACGAUGGAGCUGAAUAAAAAGGAUCUGACCAUUACUUUUCGCGGCGAUACCACUAACUGGGCAAAGUUUGUAGAACGGCUGGAUCCCUUACCUUACCCUGGCGCUAAAGAAGAGGUUUAUCACUCCAAUAGACGUAAUUACUUGCAGCAAUACCGUACGAAGGCUGACGGUAAGAUAAACAGCUGUGCGCUCACCAAUAUUUCCCUUAGUAGGACACUCAUAAAAGCUAGCCAGGUGUAUAGUAAUCCCCAUCCACUCCUCUAUACCCCCUCACCCCCUUUCACCGUGUUAGACGCGGCUCGCAACACGGGGGAUGGAAGAAUUCAGAUCAAUCAAACUUUAAGUUCGUAUCACAAAGCCAAUAAAGGGAGAUCAACCGCUAUACGACAACCUUGCUUAUCGAGGCAAGGUCAUGAUGUCAGCGAUAUGGCUGUGUUGCUUCACUCAAAUUCUGAGUAUGGUGCCGAUCACAAGCGUAUGUCGCCAUUAAGUAAUUUCCAUUCAACAAAGGUUGCAGGUGAGGCGAGUGUUCCGAGUCGAAAAGCUGCCAUGGGUCGCAACUUUGAGUUGCCCCCCAAAGGGUUAGCAGUAUCAUCACAGGGAGUGGUACCUCAAUCAUCUUUCAAACACGAAUCGCCUCAUUUUGCCAAGUCCGCGUUUCCGGCCGUUCUGAAUCAAUCCAAAUGCAUCAUGAUGGCACUCCCGUCUCUCACCAAUGCCGACGCCGGUUCCGAUACCAUCAGCAAGACCGUUUAUUAUACCAUGCCUACUGAAAUUCCAGGAAAUACGCGCGCGUCGGCGGUCAAUCCGGUAAAAGAGGAUGAGGUACUCUUUCCUCCAACACAGCGGACGCAGACUACAGGACGCGACCAACACCCGGUGGCACCUGACGAAAAAGCCAAGUCAGUUCACCACAAAGGGGUCGCCAAAAUGCCCCAGUCUCGAAAAAAUGCGCCUCACGCCGGUGAAGCGGAUCUCGCUUUGCAAGCGGGCACGCCUUCGGUGGGGCUCCUUCCAGCUGACCCGGCGGCAGGUUCCUCAUUACCGUUGGUUUCCAGAGCGGAGCCUCCCCGUGAGGAAAACGAAACGGGCGAGUUGUUCGAUACCAUGUGGGUCACUACCUCCCCGGCGCCCGUCGACGCGGCGGCAGGUGUCACUGGUAAGCUUCAAUUGUUCACCGACGCCAUCGACGCGCUUUGGUUCGACUCAAAUGGUUUAACCCACGGUAAUCGCACAUUUUCUUGUCCGGAAUACUUCCUGCCCGAUUCGAGCAAGGAAAAGCAGUCUCAAGAACGGGAAUCAUCAAAGAACGGUCGGGAUUGCGGCUUCUUUCAUGAUAAACACGCAGACCACUCUACAGGGGAGAAUCUUGGGGAAGUUAAACAGCGCUAUGGAGACGGCAUGCUACCAAUGGCUCUUAAGACGGACAGCAGUAGCACUACCCAUGAAGUUACUUCUUCGAAAUCAGACGAAAGCAAAAGUUGGUCCGCUAAUAUUGACUGA
Phytomonas sp. Hart1 is the source of this 2844-nucleotide messenger RNA. NCBI's taxonomy places the organism in Eukaryota, Euglenozoa, Kinetoplastea, Trypanosomatida, Trypanosomatidae. The record is from the annotation of a GenBank genome assembly.